Messenger RNA from Schistosoma margrebowiei, 1796 nucleotides. The record is from the annotation of a GenBank genome assembly. NCBI's taxonomy places the organism in Eukaryota, Metazoa, Platyhelminthes, Trematoda, Strigeidida, Schistosomatidae.
CUUAAAAUUAUGCUCAACAGAACAUUUGAAAAUAAUUUACCAUUAAUACAUUAACUUUUUAUGCCCAAAAUCAUGUCACAUAUAAAUUAUAGUUCAAAUACAUCAGAAUCAGAUUUGAAUGAAAUAUCAUUUUCAUUAAUUGAUUCAAAUGAAGAGCAAGAAAUUAGCUAUGAAGAAGUAGAAGAAUUAAAAAAUGAAUUGAUAUUCGAAACAGAACGACGAAGAGAAUUGCUAAAAAAUACACAGACAGUCGUAACCACAUCAGGAUCUUUAUGUUCAUUAUCUUUGUCAACUACAACAAUGGCGAUAACAUCAUCAUCACCACCACCACCAUCCAUGUCAUCAUUUUCACCACAGAAACAAUUGCCACUGAUCAGUAGUCAAUUGACUUCAUAUAGUGAAACGAAUAGAAAAUGUUUGGCUACAACAAAACAUGAUCGUCGAAUGGCUAAACAAAUGACAGAACGAAAACGACGUGAUCGUAUCAACGCGUUAUUAGAUAAUUUGAGGACACUUAUUUUGAAAUUAUUGCAUAAAAAUCCACGUCAUCAUCGGAAAUUAGAGAAAGCUGAUAUUUUAGAACUGGUUGUUUCGUUUCUUAAAAAAGAACUACAUCAAAAUCGUUUUAGAACAACACCGUCUAAUUCUCAACAACAACAACAUCAGAACAACUGUGGAUCAAUUUAUUCAUUGCAAAAUUUAAAUUAUUCUUCAGGAAUUGAAUCAUCAUUAGCAUCUAUAGUUUAUCCUAAUAAUCAUAAUGAUUAUUAUCAACAUCGUUUAAUACCAUCAAUUCCACAAUCAAAUCAUCAAUUAACAAAUAAUUAUUAUUUUAUGAAAAAUCAUGAUAAUGGUGCAUCGAAAAUCAAUAAUUAUCCCAUUUCUAAUCAUAUUGAACAGAAUGCUAAACGUGUUUAUCCAACAAUAUCAUAUCAGUCAUCGUAUAAACAUCAACAUCAAUCAUUACCGUCAUCUCAUUAUUCCCAAUCAACAAGUUAUCAACCAAUUGUAUUUACGUCAACAGAUGAUAUGAAUAAGGAAAAUCAAUUGAUAACUGGUAUUGGAAAUCUGCAAAACGACACGAAUACACCAAUAAUAAAAGAUUUACAUUAUUAUCCGACGUGUAAUUAUGACGAUUAUACAUUUGAACAAGAUGCAGUCCGUCAACCAUUAAAUAUAUUAAAUAAAGCUAAUAACUUCAUUGGUCAAAACAACUGCUACUAUUCAGAUUCUAAAAUAAUCAACCAAACAUGUCACCAUCAGAUUCAACCGACUACACACUCGAAAAUUUAUCCAGAUAUAUUAAAUAGUCACUUAAAUUAUAAACUAUUGCCAAUCAAAGAUGAAAAUUAUUCAAAAUCGUACCCAUACAAUAAUUACGAUGUGGGUAACCAAUCAUUUCGUAGCGUUAUUAAUCAUGAAAAGAACAAUAGUGAUGAUAAUAAUAGUUCAGUUUUUACCUUUGGUAAUGAAAGACUAUGUUCAAAAGAAACGACAAGUUUUGAAAGAUUGUGGAGACCAUAUGUUUGAAUUUUAAUCCAUUUCAUUUAUAUUUAUGAAGCCUGAUUAUAAGUCAUCAAUUUAUUUGUAAUUAAUCAUUUAUUUACGAAUUUUUCUACUGUUAGUUUAAAAUAGCUAAUACAUAGAAUGCCAACAAUUUAUUACACAUCAUACAUACACUGUCCCAUUUUCUUAUCUAUUUUGCAUGAGCUACUGAAAUUUAUUUGAGUAGUGUAAAUUUACUUUUGAAAUAUAUGUGUGUAUUAAUAUAACGACUAAUAUAAGUAAUCUGUUUC